Messenger RNA from Leishmania mexicana MHOM/GT/2001/U1103, 624 nucleotides. RefSeq lists its product as hypothetical. The record is from RefSeq and is a predicted model, not a curated record. Lineage: Eukaryota; Euglenozoa; Kinetoplastea; Trypanosomatida; Trypanosomatidae. Gene Ontology annotation, cellular component: Golgi apparatus. The transcript has a single exon. The coding region runs from base 1 to 624 and encodes 207 amino acids.
AUGAUCAAGGAUGACCGUCUGCCAUGGAUGACGGACUUCGCUGACAUUCACAAGAUGGAACUGCCGCGCAAGGCGAAGGAGAUUGCGUGGCGGCUGAACCUGAACAUCCCAUACUACUCGUCAAACUACAUUGAAAUCUUCUACGUAGUCACGAUGCCACUUCUUUUCGUGUACAACACGCCCUUCUUCGUUGUAACCUUUCUAGCCAUUGUGAUAAUCCACUCCAUCCGAAUGCACAAAAAGAAAACGCACGAGUACGGCGAUAGCAUCGUGAUGUUGGGUCGACGGAUCAGAUACCGCAAGCUGGGCCACCUGCUCGUGUUCGCCAUGGUGAUGCUCUUGAUGUUCUUCGACGGAUUGCGCACGCUGAUGUGGGUGCUCCUGCUGAACGUCUGCAUCAUUGUUCCCCAUGCACUGCUGCGAAAGCCCACGUACUUCGACGACGAGGACCUCGAGAAGUGCCGGCCAAAGAUGGUGCAGUACGCGAUUUGUCUGGUUAUUCUGGUGCUCGCCUACCUGGAAGGCGACCUGUGUGCCGACGAGGCGGCAGAAAGCCGGCGCGCCGUGGAGCGGGAACGAAAGCGGGUGGCACAGGCUAUGGCGAAGCACGAGGCAAAGGAUUGA